Molecule: messenger RNA, 1200 nt
Organism: Prionailurus viverrinus (fishing cat)
Lineage: Eukaryota; Metazoa; Chordata; Mammalia; Carnivora; Felidae
Gene: VENTX
Product: VENT homeobox
Exons: 3
Coding region: 1-777 (258 amino acids)
Biological process (GO): regulation of transcription by RNA polymerase II
Molecular function (GO): DNA-binding transcription factor activity, RNA polymerase II-specific; RNA polymerase II cis-regulatory region sequence-specific DNA binding
Source: RefSeq, a predicted model, not a curated record
AUGUCUCCUUCCUCUACCCUGCCCAGUGGCUUCAAGCCAUCCAGCUUUGGCUCAGUGGACUGGCUUUCCCGGAGCAGCCACGUGGGGCCGGCACACACCUUCAGGCCCGCUGAACUCUCCUGGGGGAGCCUGUCUGCUCCAGCCAGGGUGUCCAGCAGCGGGGAGGUCCCCCAGACCGUGGGCGUGGAGGAGGUGAAGCCCUCGGAAGUGUCUGCGCCAGGGACACCUGCAGCUGGGGUGAGGAAGGAGGCCGACAGCGGGCGGGCGCCCCGGGUCCGCACGGCCUUCACGGCGGAGCAGGUCAGCACCCUGGAGAGCGCCUUCCAGCACCAACGCUACCUGGGCCCCCUGGAGCGCCGGAAGCUGGCCCGGGAGAUGCGGCUCUCGGAAGUGCAGAUAAAAACCUGGUUUCAGAACCGCCGCAUGAAGCACAAGCAUCAGCUCCAGGACUCUCAGCUGAGCUGCCCUUUCUCCAGAACGCUCUAUACGCCAGUGGCUUUCUGCCCGCCACUCUCUGCCCUGGCCAGUAGCUUACCGCCACUGUACCCUUGGGCUUCCCCGCUUGGGCCUCUGGCUCUGGGACGGCCCCCUGGCUCCUUCUGGGACCUCUGCCAAGUGGAACAAGCCUCCCUGGCCUUGACGUGGGCCUCGUGCAGCAGACAGCCUCCAGUGUGCUGCCUCCCAGACCCUGGGGGCCUGGUGCACACACUGGGCCCAGCUUUGUCCAGGGGUCCGUGGGGCCUGUGUGCCUUGCCCCAGACCAAGGAUGCCUUCUGAGGAAGCAUGGUGGCCCAGAGGCCUGCAGCUGGAACGUGUCGCACACCGCCACCGCCACAGACACAGUAGGUGUGUGCGGAACUGUGCCCGGUAUCUCCCUGGAGAGACACUCACCAGUGAUUGCUGUCACCGUGACAUCUGGCGUGAGCCUUGUGUCUCCACAGGUGGGACCUGGAACCCUGACCUUCCUUAGGACCUCUUACAGCCACUCCCUCGUUGAAAACUACUGCAGGUUCAGUUUAGGAACCACACACGAUGGGUCAGCCAACAGAAUCCAGUGCCAAAAGUGGACUCGCCAAGUGUCAGGCUUGUAGCAUAUGAUACAGCGGUAAUUUAUUCAAUGGAAAGUGUUGGGAAAAUAAAGAUGGGCACCCGGCUGCCUCAGUCGGUGGGGCCUGUGAUUCUUGGUCUUGGGGUUGUGAG